AUGAUACCAUCUGAACUCCAGCACAGCCACCGAUCGUUAAGUUUGUAUUGACGGUUGGUCAUAGCCUCAGUUUGAACCGAUACAACGGAACUCGUCCCAACUGUCACGUCGGCUCUGAUCGUGAUCACCGAAAAACAUCAUGAGUCUACGAGAGAUCAGUGAGAACGUCAAGCUGGCUCGAGAAUACGCCUUACUGGGAAACUACAGCUCUGCGAGCGUUUUCUAUCACGGACUGUUGGAACAAAUCAAGAAGUAUGUGUACACUGUUCGAGACAGCGGUUUUCAGCAGCGGUGGCAGCAGCUGUGGCAGGAAAUCAGUGAUGAGAACCGACAAGUUCAGGAUAUUAUGUCAACGCUGGAGAACUUUCAGCUGGACACAGCGCCUGCUAAACCCAGUAACCAUGACGACUUUGACAUACGGCCCGUGCAUGUGGAGCAGAGGCACUCUCCUUGUCCUGUCAGACGGGUUUCUAACGUCAACAAAGAUAGCAAACCUUCAAACAACCGUCUGAGCGUGGCUGUGAGGGCCCAGCAGAGACACUCGCCUCGUGGAGCCAACGGGGACAGAAGCAAAGCCUCAAAGGGAAAGGAGAAGAAGGAGGCGAAAGAGGCAAAGGAGGCAGCAGGCAAAGCAAAGGAUGAUAAGAACAAAGCAGAUGUCCAGGAGAAGGAAGUGAAAAAGUUUGAUGGGACAGGAUAUGACAAAGACCUCGUUGAAGCUCUGGAGAGAGAUAUUAUAUCUCAGAAUCCAAAUGUCAAAUGGGACAACAUUGCAGAUUUAGAAGAUGCAAAAAAACUCCUAAAAGAAGCGGUGGUGUUGCCAAUGUGGAUGCCAGCAUUUUUCAAAGGCAUACGAAGACCCUGGAAGGGUGUCCUCAUGGUGGGACCUCCAGGGACGGGGAAAACACUUUUGGCCAAAGCUGUCGCAACUGAAUGCAGAACCACUUUCUUCAAUGUGUCAUCAUCGACACUAACGUCUAAGUACAGAGGAGAGUCUGAAAAGCUCGUUCGCCUUCUCUUUGAAAUGGCACGUUUUUAUGCUCCCACCACCAUCUUUAUCGACGAAAUCGACUCCAUGUGCAGCCGUAGAGGGACUUCAGAGGAACAUGAGGCCAGCAGGAGAGUGAAAGCAGAGCUGCUAGUGCAGAUGGAUGGUGUCGGUGGAGCUUCAGAAAAUGACGAUCCCUCUAAGAUGGUGAUGGUUUUGGCUGCUACAAACUUCCCAUGGGACAUUGAUGAGGCUCUGAGGAGACGGCUGGAGAAAAGGAUCUACAUCCCUCUUCCUUCAACUAAAGGGCGAGUGGAGCUGCUGAGGAUCAACCUGAAGGAGCUGGAGCUGGCCACUGAUGUGGAUUUAGACAAGAUUGCAGAGCAGCUGGAGGGAUACUCAGGAGCGGACAUCACCAAUGUGUGCAGGGAUGCCUCUCUGAUGGCCAUGAGGCGAAGAAUCGAGGGUCUCACGCCUGAAGAAAUCCGCAACAUCUCCCGGGAUGAGAUGCACAUGCCAACCACCAUGGAGGACUUCGAGUCAGCGCUGAAGAAAGUGUCUAAGUCUGUUUCUGCUGCAGACCUGGAAAAGUAUGAGAAGUGGAUCGAAGAGUUCGGUUCUUGUUGAAAACACGAGUGUGUGAUAGGUGUGUUCUAAGUCUGAAUGAUAGGAAGAGUGUAAGGCUGUAUAUUUAAUGAACAAUAGAGAUGUUGGCUCAAUGAAGUAGGUUUAUUUACUGUUUUGGAAACAUUUACACAUAAAAAAAAGCACAGGACCAGCUGUAAUAGCUGCAGAAUUACUGCUUUUGUAAUUGAAGCCGCAGCUAACGACUGUUUAUAGAUACACAUGGAUCAGAAAGGUCCACAGUGAAACCCUACAUGUCUGACCCUAAGGAAAACAAUCUCAGCCUGUCAGUGGCUAAAACAUGCACUUAUAGUGGACACACUUAAUACUUUGAAUGGUAGAUCUUGAUCUUAAAGCUGAUGUUGCAGCCAUUACAGCUCACAGCUGCUAAAAGGAGUAGUCUGCCAUUUUCCAACUGUCCUCCAUGUUUAAAGAGACUGGAAUUUCUGAUAAUCUUUAACCAUCAAACAUUUAAUAUAUAUAAAAAUAAGCAAUUGCUCUUAAAGAUGAAAAAUCAGACAACGGUGUUUCCUGAUCUCCAGACAUGAAACUGGAAUAUAAAUUAUAUGGCAAAUGUUUGUUUUUUGUUUUUUGGGGGGUUUUUUUGCCUUUGAUUUUGUUUUAAAAUUUUGUGUUUCUUUCAUAUUUUUGAUGAUGUAAAUACCUCUGAAGUCCUGUAAGAUAUUUCUAUAAAUAAAAGUGGAAACUGCUCAGAUAAAUCACUUUGUUGGAACCUUUGUUAGACCUUGAGCACCACCUACAGGUCUCAUAUCAGGUGAUCAGGUUUAAGUAGAGGCCUAAAGUGUGUUUGCUCACCUAGCCAGUGUUUUUGAUGAGGAACCCUGC
Messenger RNA from Cheilinus undulatus (humphead wrasse), 2458 nucleotides. It is a transcript of the gene katna1, whose product is annotated as katanin p60 (ATPase containing) subunit A 1. The record is from RefSeq and is a predicted model, not a curated record. The transcript has 11 exons. Gene Ontology annotation, molecular function: microtubule binding; ATP hydrolysis activity; ATP binding. Lineage: Eukaryota; Metazoa; Chordata; Actinopteri; Labriformes; Labridae. Gene Ontology annotation, cellular component: microtubule cytoskeleton. Gene Ontology annotation, biological process: microtubule severing. Bases 140 to 1615 code for a protein of 491 amino acids.